This is a messenger RNA of Adineta steineri, 1062 nucleotides long. The record is from the annotation of a GenBank genome assembly. NCBI's taxonomy places the organism in Eukaryota, Metazoa, Rotifera, Eurotatoria, Adinetida, Adinetidae.
AUGACGUCAAAUUCACCAACAAAUGGAAAAAAUUCAUUAACAUUUGAAAGUAUUGUAUGUUCACAAUUGGAAUUAAAACGACAUGCAGCAUCAUUUACAAAUCGUCGAAAUACAAUGUGUAGACGAUUAUCAUAUAUUCCAUCAUCAUCACCACCAUCAUCAACAACAACAACAACAACAGGAACAGCAAUAUCAAUAUCACCAUUAAAUGCUCGAGCAUCAACAUCAUCAGCAUUAGCUGAUUUGUCAAUACAUUUUUUAAAAACAAAAGAUUCAACAAAUGAUAGAAAACGUAGUCGAGCAUCAUCAUUUAAUUCGACGACUGGAAAUACUUUACGUCAAAGUGUUGCAGAACGACAAUCAGUUGGUUCUAUAUUAUACUGGGAUCCAUCAAGAAAUCCAUCAACUACUAGACAUGAAUCACAAGUAUCUAAAUGGAGUAUUGAUUUUCAUAAAGAUACACCACAUUACGGAAGUUUACGAUCACGUUUAGUUGAAGAGUAUACUGAUUGUGAAUCAUUAUUAGAAUUUGCUAAGAAAACUGUACUUGUACUUAUACAAACAAAAGUAGCAACAGUUUUUCUUGGUCUUCUUCUUAUUCUUCCUAUUACAAUGAUGAGUAUUGGUGUUAGUCAUUUAAGUGAUUGUCCAAAACAAACACAUUUACCUAUUUAUUUAUUUGUUGCUGGUAUUGUAUGGACAACAAAACUUCUUCAAAAUAUUUGGCAUAAAUAUCGUUUACAACAAAAAGCAUCAAAUGAUGAAGAACCACCAUCAGAACGUAAUGAUGGUCAUGCAUUUAUUGAUGGUUUAAUGACAUCAUUUCUUAUUAUAUGGUUUUUCUUAGGACAUUAUUGGUUAUCUACUCUCGGUUAUCCAAUACAAUUUGAACAACCAUUAGAAACUCCUGAUGUUUGGUGUGAUAAAUCCGUUGUUUUAUGUACAAUUGCAUCUAUAUUUAUUACUUAUUUUAUAUUAAUUACAUUUAUUAUUAUUGUUGUGUGUCUUGUAUGUUGUACACGAUAUACAAUCAUUAAACGAGCAUCAUCUAGUCAAAUAUGA